Messenger RNA from Gavialis gangeticus (Gharial), 5222 nucleotides. RefSeq names its product zinc finger and BTB domain containing 40 (gene ZBTB40). Gene Ontology annotation, cellular component: nucleus. The record is from RefSeq and is a predicted model, not a curated record. Gene Ontology annotation, molecular function: DNA-binding transcription factor activity, RNA polymerase II-specific; protein binding; RNA polymerase II cis-regulatory region sequence-specific DNA binding. Lineage: Eukaryota; Metazoa; Chordata; Crocodylia; Gavialidae. Gene Ontology annotation, biological process: regulation of transcription by RNA polymerase II. Bases 237 to 3944 code for a protein of 1235 amino acids. The transcript is spliced from 18 exons.
AUCACAUGACCCCCCGCAGCCACUCCUGCGCCGCCCUCCCUCCCCACGUGAUGCGGGAGGCUCCCGCUCGCCUCAAGAUGGCGGCGCCCAGGCCUGGCCUCAGCGCAGUUGUUGAAGCUUUAUUGUUCCCGCCGUGGGCGCCCGGCCAGGCCCCGUGUCCGCCGCGGCGCGCCCAAUAAAGCUGGUUCUUGUAAAAGCAGUGUGAAGGUGGAAGAGGCCAAGAGGCCGCUGGAGCCAUGGAUCUUCCCAAUUACAGCAGACAGUUGCUACAACAGCUGUAUGCUCUCUGCAAAGAACAGCAGUUCUGUGACUGCACCAUCUUUAUUGGAACUGUGCAUUUCAGAGCACAUAAGCUUGUGCUUGCUGCUGCCAGUCUGCUCUUUAAGUCUGUUCUGGAUAGCACGGAUACCAUCUCCAUUGAUGCUUCUGUGGUGGCUCCUGAUGAGUUUGCUCUCCUACUAGAAAUGAUGUAUACUGGCAAGCUCCCGCUUGGCAAACACAACUUUACCAAAGUCAUUUCUGUGGCGGACAGUCUGCAGAUGUUUGACGUGGCCGUUAGCUGCAAAAACCUCCUCAGAGACCUCAUCAGCUGUUCUGCUCAGGAGCAGGUAGCGAGGGACACCUCUGGUCUGACAGAGCCAUCUGGAUCUAUCGAAGCUAGCGAUUCAGCCCAAACCAAAAGCCCUCCUGCUGAUGGUAUGACAGAGGCUCAGCCUCCAGAAGAGGUUCCAGUGUCUCCUGGCCCUGCAGAAUCUGAAGUGGAAGCUGUCACCUCUGCCUCUGUGCAGGAAAUUAUCAUGAAUCACACCUUUGUGCAGGAGGAGGUUCUGGAAGAGGAAAACCCAAGUGACUCCAGAUCCCUUGAUGAGGAUGCACAUGCCCCUGCUGACCCCCAAUCUCCUGCUAGACUGGAGAGCUGUGAAGAAGUGGUUGCUGAGCCUCUGGAGAAGAAAGAAAGAGUUGGUGAUCCAGAGUCAGGGAGCAAAAGCUGUAAACUGGAUUUCCUGCUUGAGCAUGAAAAUGUUUUCUCAGAGGCCCUUUCUGACACCUCGGCUGUGCUAAAGAGACUACACGAGUGUGGAGAGCUUGACGUCUCUCAGAAGGAGGCACUAGUGGCAUGUUUGGAAGGUGCAGGAGAACAGUCGGGAUUCAAGACACUGCUCAGCAAGGUGAGGGAUGAGCAGAGCCUGGAUGCUCAGACUGUCAUGUCCAUGCUGAAGCUGUUUCAAGACACCUGUCCCAAGAUAAAAGCAGUGCUGCUGGAAAGAGAGCAGAACAGUGGAGAGAUCCUGCAGCAAACAGAGAACACAGAACAGGGAAAGACCCUGUCUGCUCUGCUAGUGGAAUGCAGGGAGGAGUUGAUCCAGAGCAUAACACAGCUGAGCCCCAUCAUCGAGUUCCUCGAAACAGCAGAGGAAGGAUUCCUGACGAGUUUGGAAAAGCAGGUGAUUCUGGAUUGCUGUGAAGGCAGCUCCCAUGGUGGGGCAAUGGAGAAUCUGCUUAGGAAGGUGGUGGAAGAGAAGACCCUGAAAGCUGAGAGCUUGGUCAAACUACUUGGGGCUGUAAAAGCAGCAUUUCCUGAUCUGCACCUUCUGCUAGACAAUUUGGCGGCAGCAGCAGUUGUGUCUGAGAGUAAAGCCAAAUGGAGCCCAGAGGAUUAUGGGACUGAACUAUUAAGACAAUAUCAAGAAAACUUUGCAGAGCUCUUCAAAGAUUCCCAGAUGUUGCUGCAAGGGAUCUCAGGUGCACAAAACAUAGCUCCUGGAGAGAAAGAGGUAAUGGAACGGAUAGUGAAGCUUGCACCUGGCGUGGGUGGUUUCAGCUCGCUGGUCUCCGCAGCGCUGGAAGGCCAGGCUCUGUCUGUGAGUACCAUUUGGCAGCUGCUGUUGGAACUGCGAGGGGCAGAAUAUCCACUGAACGCACUCAUCAAGGAAAUUCAGAAGGAGCCAGGAGCAGACCUUUUUUUCAAAACAGUGGCUACCAGUGAAAGUACAGCCAUCAAGAUAAUACUGAGACACAGCAAGCUGAUCUCAGAGGCCAUCAAGCAGAGAGCUGGACUAGAGGACUUGGCUCCAGGAGAAGUGGGUCUCACAGAAGCAGUAAAAGAGCUACUAAGCAUUUCCUCUCAGAAAGAAACUUCAGAGGCCUCCUUGAAAGCAGCUCUGAACACAGCACAGGAGAAAUCUGUUCCUGCCAUCAAGAUCUGUCAGUUGUUAUGCAGCGUUCAUGAGUCUUUCCCAGGUCUACAGCCCGUGAUGCAGGAGCUGGGACACGUGGGGCUCCUGACGGAGAGAAGCGGGGAGAAACCUGGGAUCAGGAAGUGGAAGGUGAACAGUGAAUCGCAGAUUGAAGCCAUGGACAAAGAGGAGGAGAAGGCUGGGGGUGCAGGUCCCAAGGAGCGAGAGGAAACCCAUGAGAGAAGUUCCUCCAAGAAGAGCUUUAUCUGCAAAGCCUGUGACAAGAGUUUCCACUUCUACUGCCGUCUGAAGGUGCACAUGAAGCGGUGUCGCCUGGCCAAAGGAAAGCAGGUGCAGUGCAAGGAGUGCGCUGAGGUCAUGAGCACCAAGAAGGAGCUAGAAAAGCACCAGCUGGAGGUGCACGGAGUUGCAGGGCCGGCCAAAAAGAAAAAGAAGAGACUCCCGGUGACAUGUGACAUCUGUGGAAGAGAGUUUGCUCAUGCCUCAGGAAUGCAGUACCACAAACUUACUGAACACUUUGAUGAGAAGCCCUUCUCUUGCGAUGAGUGCGGUGCCAAGUUUGCUGCUAACUCUACGCUAAAGAACCACAUGCGGCUGCACACAGGGGACCGCCCCUUCAUGUGCAAGCACUGCCUCAUGACCUUCAUGCAAGCCUCCGCCCUUGCCUAUCACACCAAGAAGAAGCACUCUGAGGGGAAGAUGUAUGCCUGCCAAUACUGUGACGCAGUGUUUGCACAGUCCAUUGAGCUGUCUCGCCAUGUGAGGACUCACACUGGAGAUAAGCCAUAUGUCUGCAGGGAGUGUGGGAAAGGAUUCAGGCAGGCCAACGGGCUCUCCAUCCACCUACGAACCUUCCACAACAUCGAAGACCCCUAUGACUGCAAGAAGUGUCGGAUGAGCUUUGCCACCCUGCAGGAGCAUCGCAAACACAUUCACGAGGUCCACUCCAGGGAGUACCACCCCUGCCCUACCUGUGGUAAAGUCUUCAGUGCUCCAUCCCUGCUGGAACGCCACAUGGUGACCCACGUAGGAGGGAAACCAUUCAGCUGUGAGAUCUGUGACAAAGCCUAUCAGCAACUGUCAGGGUUAUGGUAUCACAAUCGGACCCAUCACCCUGAUGUCUUUGCAGCCCAGAAUCACCGCUCAUCCAAAUUCUCAUCAUUGCAGUGCAGCUCCUGCGACAAAACCUUCUCCAGCACAACUGCCCACAGAAAACAUGUCAAGACAGAGCAUGCAGAUAUGAAGUUCCACGAGUGUGAGAAAUGCAAGGAGCUGUUCCCCACACUGGCUCUCCUGCAGGUCCACGUCAAGUGCAGGCAUUCAGGGUCACAGCCAUUUUGCUGUUUGUACUGUUCAGCCUCCUUCCGCUUCCCAGGGGCCUUGCAGCAGCACGUCACCACUGAGCACUUCAAGCAGACAGAGAGCACCUUCACUUGUGGACUGUGUGGGGAGCUCUUCCCCACUCAGGAGCAGCUGGAAGGUCACUACAGAGCUGAGCAUCCCAAGGUGGUGUUUGCAGAAGCCCAGGCCACCACCACGCAGAUUGUGCAAGUUAUUCAGACAGCAGAACAAGGAGCAGAAGGAGAGCAUGUGAUCACCUUGGAUGAGGCCGAGCUUGCUGGAUCCCAGGUCUUUGUGACGUUGCCAGAUGCCCAAGCUAGCCAAGGUGGCUCGGAGCUGGUGGCAGUGACUAUGGAGGAUCUGUUUGAUGACAAAGUCACUCUGAUUUGUGAAGAAACAAAAUGAGGUAGCCUGGAGCACCUGUGUGAUGCAUCCAGAAUUGCUUGGCCAGCUCCUCAGCCAUUACUAUCCAUGUGUACCACUUGGGCCAUGAGAUGCAGGCUUAUUCCAGGAAACUACUGGGAUUUGUGACACUGGCAAAAGAAGUGAGGGGCUGCAAGCACAGCAAUCCCAAGAACAUGGGAGAUCAGCAGUGGGAACUCUUUGGGAGUCAUGGAGCCAGAGUGGCUUCUUUCCCUACCAUGAGUGGCAGGCAGCAGCUGGUGCUUCUGAAUGAUCUGGGCCACAUGUCCUCUCCAGCCCCAGGAGAACAGCUUGUGCAGGAGGAAAGGAGAUAAAUGAAGCACAACCAAGCAAAGGCCUAGCAAGGGCAGAGCUGGGGAGAGACUGGGGAAAUUCCAGGGGCAGGAGAGGCAGGGAAUCUUAUACAGAAUCAGAGGUGUUGGUGUAGGGCAGCAGAGUGAGGAAUAGAUGAACAUUUGUCCAGGAGGAAGUCACCUUGAAGGUGAUCUAAGCUGUGCUGCGAUGAGGAGGACAGAUGCCCGUGGAGGAGGCACAGCAUGAAAAGGCUGGGCACAAGCUGGGCAAAUGCUUGCAGGACCAUGGACAGUGUGAGUCUGGGCGGUUUCAGCCGUGCCAUGUUCUGCUCCUCCCCAGAUGGUUACGUUUCUCCUUAGUCCCCCUAGAAAAUAUGGCCACAGCAGGGCUGCCUUGGCGUCCACUCCUGCAAAAACUUAAAAUGGGUCUGCCAACCUGGCAAAGGGAAAGCCAAAACUUAAUCAUGAGAAGCAAAACAAGUCUCCAGGCCACCUGGGGAUGGCAACUGGUGGUGGUGGCUGGGUGGGGGUUCUGGACCAAGCAGGUAGAACAAAUCAUUGUUCACAAUGACAGGCUGUGGAGAGGCCUCCCACUGCAUGUGUAUAUAAGCUGUCUCUGUUGUUGAGCAGAAGCCUGCUGUGCUGUCCUUCUGCCAUGUUGGCAGUGACCCAGCUUCAAUCUCUCCUAUAUCCCAAGGGUCAACCUCUUAUAAAAUAGGGGAGUGAGGCAAAACCUGCAGUGUCUCAGCAAAAGGCCUUACCUUGGUGUCAUAGAGCCUUCUUGAGAGAGUUGGCUGUUCACCUGCCUCAUAGCUAUCAUCCCUCCAGGGGUGGGGUGUUUAAAACUGCCUGGAGCUUCUCUCCUUGUAAAAAUAGUAUGGGGAGCUCCAUGGCAGAGGCAAGGAAAACAACUUAGGCCAGUCCUGUGUGUGUGCAGCUGCCUUCAUUAGUUUGUCUCCAGGAAACA